AUGCGUGCGGUAUCAUUUGGCACUGCAGGAAUGGUCCUAGGUCUUUCCGCUGGUCCAGCUAUUCAGGCUGUAUUCACCCCUAUAGGAGAGGCUGGAUUCACAGUGGGAUCAGUAAUCUUCAACAUGUACACGUUGCCAGCAUUCUUCAUGGUUAUCCUCUCUGUCGUUUCGUGCUUCAUUGUUCAAAUCUUUUUCGAAGAAAUAUAUGCUGGAAUACUGGAAGACGAAGAUAAGGAUAACGGUGAGUCAGGCAUACAUCUAUUUUGCUAAGG
Messenger RNA from Strongylus vulgaris, 272 nucleotides. NCBI's taxonomy places the organism in Eukaryota, Metazoa, Nematoda, Chromadorea, Rhabditida, Strongylidae. The record is from the annotation of a GenBank genome assembly.